AUGAGAGAGGAUUUCCAGAAGCCCACAAGCAUCAAGUCCGAGAUUCUCAAGGCCACGAAGUUGAACAUGAGCGAGGGUUCGGCAAAAAUGUUGGUUGAUUCUGUCAACUUUGAAGGCUCUCUCCACGACAACCCCGACGAGACACUCRCCCAGCGGCGGAACUUUCCAUUCACAGCACGCACUCUCGCUGCUUCGCUAGAUCAGAAAUGCAGUUUUCAAGCGAUCAAGGGGUACGUUCAAAACUACCACGCAUCGACCGUGCAUGAUGGACUCUUGGAGAAAAUCAACAACCGACUCAUCAUAACUCAUGUAAUCCAACGCAACGACGCCAAGAUGCUGCGGAUCUUCCUCGAAUAUGAUGAGUCGGCAUGUUCUUCCGUCGAUUUCGGCGUGGUUCCCGUUCUCGCUUUCGCCAUAAUGCGUUCGAAAUGGUCCAACGACAACACCACAGACAUCGUCAAGACUCUUCUCGCUUUCGGCGCAGAUCCCAAUGUCAUUCCGCAAGAAUYGUGGGAGGAUUACAUCAAUACCCCAGUACCAGGAACCCUCACGAUCGAAUCCGACACUCCACGUCUGACAGCAUGGUGUACAGUCAAGAAGACCAAGAUUCUCGAACAGACCCUCAACCUUACCAUGCGAUACACUCUAUGGAAAGCCGCCCGCAUGGAACCCCCCCAACAAACGAAAACUACGAAAUCGCAAAAGCAAACAGUAUCCAACCCCUUCUUCGAAUCCCCCAUGUAA
Messenger RNA from Ramularia collo-cygni, 744 nucleotides. RefSeq lists its product as uncharacterized. Bases 1 to 744 code for a protein of 247 amino acids. The record is from RefSeq and is a predicted model, not a curated record. NCBI's taxonomy places the organism in Eukaryota, Fungi, Ascomycota, Dothideomycetes, Mycosphaerellales, Mycosphaerellaceae. The transcript has a single exon.